Candida tropicalis MYA-3404 is the source of this 747-nucleotide messenger RNA. RefSeq lists its product as uncharacterized. NCBI's taxonomy places the organism in Eukaryota, Fungi, Ascomycota, Pichiomycetes, Serinales, Debaryomycetaceae. The transcript has a single exon. The coding region runs from base 1 to 747 and encodes 248 amino acids. The record is from RefSeq and is a predicted model, not a curated record.
AUGAAGUUUACAUUCAAAUCACCACUUUUCACUUUGUUGAAAUAUAAACCUCAAAAGUUCAGUUACUCAUUGGAACAAGAAAUCCGUCAGAAAUUAGAUACUUUACCUAAUGUUGCCAAGAUCUACAGUAACCCUGAUGGAACUGCUAGAGUACCAACUGAUUCUGAAUUUAAGACUAUUGCUGAUUUACAAAACUUGUAUUAUAAAAGAAACUAUUCUGAAUGGAAUUGGAUAUUACCAGGUAUUCCAAAAGAACAAUUACAAUUAUUUAAAGAUAAUUCUCAAGAUUUAAGUCAUUUUGGAUUUGUUUCUAAAGAUUCCGGUAAAAUUAUUGAUAAAAUUCCAUAUAAAGAUGCCAACACUGGAGAAUUAAAAUGGAAAAUUAUUAGAGAAACUUCAAAAGCUGAAGGUUGGGAAAUUCCAUAUUUUUACAUUGUUUUACCAAUUUUUGCUUAUGUUUUCUAUGUUAAAUAUACCCAACAAACUAAAUUAAGAGAAUUGGAAGGUCCAGAUUGGGCUGAAAAAGAAUUGAGAUUGAGAGCUAUGGAAGAUUAUUUCCAUGGUGAUACUGCUAAGGCUAAAGAAUUCUUGAGUAAUGAAGGUAAAUCUAAGAGAGAAAUUCAAGAUAGAGAUGAUUUGGUUGUUUCUAGAAUCUUGGCUGGUGAUUAUGAUAAAUUGGCUGAAUUGAAAAAGAAACAACCAAAAGAUUUGAUCAAAGUUAACGAAGAUCCAAUUUUCAAACAAUAG